AUGUCGUCUCGCUACUACUGCUGCCUCUGCUGCUGCAGCUUCGCCUGCGACUACUGCCUCUCCUACUGCUGCCUCUUCUACUGCUGCCUCUGCUGCUGCAGCCUCGCCUGCGACUACUGCCUCUCCUACUGCUGCCGCUACUGCUGCUGCCUCUGCUACUUCAGCCUCUCCUGCGACUACUGCCUCCCCUACUGCUGCCUCUCCUACUGCUGCCUCUGCUGCUUCAGCCUCUCCUGCGACUACUGCCUCUCCUACUGCUGCCGCUACUGCUGCUGCCUCUGCUGCUGCAGCCUCGACUGCGACUACUGCCUCUCCUACUGCUGCCUCUCCUACUGCUGCCUCUGCUGCUUCAGCCUCUCCUGCGACUACUGCCUCUCCUACUGCUGCCGCUACUGCUGCUGCCUCUGCUGCUGCAGCCUCGACUGCGACUACUGCCUCUCCUACUGCUGCCUCUCCUACUGCUGCCUCUGCUGCUUCAGCCUCUCCUGCGACUACUGCCUCUCCUCCUGCUGCCGCUACUGCUGCCUCUCCUCUGCUUCUCUCCCCGUCUCUCUCGCGGCGUCGAAGACCGCCCUGUUCUCUUCCUCGUUCCUUAUUUUUCCUCAAUCUCUUAAGGAUCGCAUCCUCGCGGAUUAA
This is a messenger RNA of Lethenteron reissneri (Far Eastern brook lamprey), 636 nucleotides long. Its product is annotated as keratin-associated protein 4-3-like. The record is from RefSeq and is a predicted model, not a curated record. Lineage: Eukaryota; Metazoa; Chordata; Hyperoartia; Petromyzontiformes; Petromyzontidae.